This is a messenger RNA of Cuscuta epithymum, 11396 nucleotides long. The record is from the annotation of a GenBank genome assembly. Lineage: Eukaryota; Viridiplantae; Streptophyta; Magnoliopsida; Solanales; Convolvulaceae.
UUUAUCGUCAACUAGCCUUCUUUCAUAUCAUAAAUUUCCGGAUCAUUACAUCAGUCAAAGGAAAAACAAACCGACACCAACUAAAUUCCAAAAACUACGACUGUAAAUUCAAUGAUCAGACUUAGAGACGGUCACCCCUGAAAGAGCAACGCGAAUCGCUAACCAUGUAGCGGGCUUGACACAGCCAUCGAAAGCCGCACAAUUCUCCUCGUCCCGCUCUCUUAGCAAAUCCACCGCCAACGGUCAUCUUCAUCGUUGCGAUGCCCUUGCCACCCAAACUCAUUCCCCCCCCCCCCAAAAAAAAAAAGAGAACCAAUCGGAUAUGCCCACUGCACACCAACAAUCCUGUCCGGAAUCCGAACGUUUGGAAGACAAAAUCCGGCUAAAUUGCAAAGCAACGCAAAACUGUUCGAAAAUGCAGCCCCGCGCCGGCCAAAACUUCCAAGACUUGGGAAGGUUUUUGAAGAGAUUGUAUGCCAACCGAAGAAAAGCAGCCGGCCGAAGCCGCUGGAACCCACGACCUGAGGAGGUCGCCGUUGGAGAAAGAGCUAGGCGUUGCGUGAGGCAACCCUAGAGAGAGACGAGAGCUGCAAAGGGGCCUUGUUUAUACUCUAUAUGAUUUAUUGCAAUAUUUUAGUGCGGUGACUAUAACGUCAGUCAAAACUAACCCACUUUAUACCAGAUUAGUCCCCUAAUAAAUAGCUCUAUGAACUCUAUCUUAAUCAUCGUGUUAUGUUAUCUUUAAAAUAAUUCAAUAAUCACAAGCAUCAACCCAUGUAAAACUUCUAAAUUGGCCUCCUAAAUUCAUUUUUGGUUUCAAUUGCAUGAAAAGUUUCAAUUGCCUUUGAUUUACUCACGACAAGUUCGCCUUUUAUUGCAAUAGUUUAGUGCGGUGACUAUAACGUCGGCCAAAACAAACCCACUCUAUACCAGAUCAGUCCACUAAUAAAUAACUCUAUGAAGUACUCUAUCUUAAUCAUCGUGUUAUGUUAUCUUUAAAAUAAUUCAAUAAUAUAAUCUCAAACAUCAACCCAUGUAAAACUUCUAAAUUAGCCUCCUAAAUUCAUUUUUGGUUUCAAUUGCAUAAAACUUUUUCUUUCCUGAACAGAAGAAUCUCUACGACUCAGUGAUAAUUUUCGGAAAGAGUUAGUAUUUCUUGUAACAUCCAAAUUUUUUGCAUGUUGCCACCUCAUGAAAGAAGUGAUUCUAUUUGGAUUGAGCUUUUAAUUUGUGGUGAUAAAGUGCAAACAACACUUUAUAUUUUUAUGACUUCACAUUUUUUCUAAGUGGGUUAUGUUAUAUCCCACAUACUUGGAUAUUUCAGAUUAAAAUCACAUAAAAUAUGAGUAGACUUAACUUAAAUUGAUUGGACAUGACUAGACUUAAAACAAAUCAAAUCAUACCAGCUUCGCUCUAAAUAAUAGAGGAUAAUGAUAUGCAUAAGAAAAUAAAAUAAUAAUGAUGUACUCAAAAUGUCAAGAAAAUUACUUUUUGUACACAUAAUUUAAGCACACUUUUCUGUAUAUACAGACAUCUCGUUAAUUAGAAACAAACAACAAUUCUCUGUAUACGCGGACGAGUGUAAAAUAUACACAAAAUGUGUACAUCCACUAAUUACCUGUGGGCAGGCAACUCGUUUAUAAAAAUGCAACAAUUAUCCGUGUAGAUAGAAGAGUUUGUCAAAUGUGUGCAAAUUAUGUGUACCACAAGAAUGGUUGAAAUCUAAAACAUGAAUAUGUCAUGAAACCAGAGGUUCUAAACUCAAACAAGUCAUACUAUACAAAAAUAACAAACUCUAUGAGUUUCAUGGCCAGUUCGAUAACACUGAAAUUGGCUCAAUUAGUUAAAGUUUAUGAAAUUCUAAAUGGAAGUAUGGAAGUAUGGAAUUAUCAAUUAGUUGAAGUAUGGAAGUAUUAUAUUCUAACUAUAUUUUAUUAAUAGAGCGAGAAAAAUUAUUACUCAUUCCAACGUCUGAAAUGAAAUUAUGUGUUUGAUUAAAAAAAUAUCCGAUAAAACCAAAAACUCGGAUACUAAACGAAAUUUAAAUAUUCCCCAUCACAUUUCUAAAAUAUUUCAAAAGAAAUGGAUAUAUUUAAACUUCAUCUCAUCUCAUGCUAGACACAAGUGAAAAUUUAUAAAAAUGAAGGAAUUAUAUGAUAGGUAGUAUUUAUUAGAGUUUUAAUAGACAAAAAUUAAAAAUGUGAACAUCUCCUCAGUUCAGUAUGAACAGCCCUCCCUCCGAUCGACAGAUACGAGUUCAUGAAAGAGGAGCUGAACGUCCCUCCCUCCGAUCGACAAACGCAAUAGGAAAUCCGGCGGAUUUUGUUAGCGGCGUCGGGCUUGGUGAAAGAGCUGAGCUGAGCUGUUGGUGAAGGAAGCCAGGCCAGAGAAAUGGAGAAAGUAAGCAUUCACUAAUUAGAAUCAGUUCCCACACCGACGACGGAAGGCUGGGCGACUCCUGACUGGGUCUAUAAAUAAUAAGGUAUGUUUUAGGGCACAUGCUCUUUUGGAUCAGCACCUAGAAGGGUGGAAUGAAAGCUUAAAGGAGCUUGCAUUCAAGAGCCGCAAGUUUAUAUGGGAGGAAAUGUCUUAUUUGGAGAGAUGGUGGAGGGAUGCAUCAGCUGCAAAGAAAGAAUCCUUCAUCAAUUUAGUACAGAAUGGAGAACUAGAAAUCGUAGGACGUGGUUGGGUGAUGAAUGAUGAGGUAAGCCUGUGCUGUUAACGUAAUGACACUUUUGCAAUGGUAUGCAAGUAAUAAUUUUUUCUCUUCAAGUGUUUCAUAUUUUUUCCCAUUGGGAUCUGGGAAUGGUGAACAGAAAGCCAUGUUUUUAACGGAUCACAGUGGCGAUUUGACAUUUUUCUUAGUAAAAUUUACCAUAAUGAAUGAGUUCUAGGCUUCCAGCUUCUUGAAAAAAUGGGUUUAUUUGUCUGGUAACAGUUGAUUAGCUGGUUUUACAUGUAAAACUGUAAUCAUAUUUGGUUCUUGUGCUGGCGCGCGUUCGGAAAGCUAGACUAAAAUAAUAAUCUUUUGGACACGUUAUGUCAAUUUUACUGGGACCCUUGGAUCUUUAGAACUUUAUUUGCAUUUUGCUCUUCAUAUUUGGUUUUCUCGUCAAGGAAUCAUUUUCCUUGCAAUUGUCUUUCAUUCAUCUGUGAAUUUCUCUUGCUUGUGCACCUGCAGCUUAUUUUAUUCUCUUUUUUUUAACAGGCUAAUUCACACUACUUUGCAAUCAUAGAACAGAUAACAGAGGGUAAUUUAUGGCUUAAUGAAACUUGCGGUGUUGUUCCAAAAAAUUCGUGGGUGAUUGAUCUUUUCGGAUACUCUCCAACAAUGGCAUACCUUUUUCGUCGUAUGGGUUUCGAGAAUAUGCUCAUACAGAGGACACAUUAUGAAUUGAAGAAGGAACUGGCUUUGUAUAGAAAUUUAGAAUUCGUAUGGCGGCAGAGCUGGGAUGCUGAAGAAACAACUGACAUGUUUGCUCAUAUGAUGCCCUUUUAUUCAUAUGAUAUUCCACAUACUUGUGGGCCUGAGCCUGCAAUAUGCUUUCAAUUUGACUUUGCUAGAACCUAUGGCUUUACGUAUGAGCGCUGCCCUUGGGGAGAAUAUCCACAGGAGACCACACCAGAAAAUGUUAAAGAAAGAGCACUAAAGCUGCUGGAUCAAUACAGAAAGAAAUCAACACUAUAUCGCACAAAUACUCUUCUUAUUCCCCUCGGAGAUGAUUUCUGCUAUGUCACUGUUGAUGAGGCUGAAGCUCAGUUCAGGAAUUAUCAGCUUCUGCUUGAUUAUAUCAAUUCUGAUCCGGACUUGAUUGCAGAAGCAAAAUUUGGUACCUUGGAAGAUUAUUUCCGGACUCUUCGUGAAGAGGCUGAUAGAAUAAAUUACUCCCGUCCAAAUGAGAUUGGUUCUAUUGAGAUUGGUGGGUUUCCUUCUCUUUCAGGCGAUUUCUUCACAUAUGCUGACAGACAGCAAGAUUACUGGAGUGGUUAUUAUGUUUCUCGGCCUUUCUUCAAGGCUGUUGAUCGUGUGUUGGAGCAAACCCUCCGCGGUGCUGAUAUGAUGAUGGCUUUCCUAUUAGGUCAUUGUCAGAAACCACAAUGUGAGCGGUUACUUACCGGAUUUUCCUAUAAGUUAGCAGCGGCUAGGAGGAACCUAGCGCUGUUCCAACGUCAUGAUGGGGUUACUGGUACAGCUAAGGACCACAUAGUUAAUGAUUAUGGGGUGAGAAUGCACAUAGCUUUGCAAGAUCUUCAAAUUUUCAUGUCAAAGGCCGUAGAGGUGUUGCUUGGGAUUCGCCAUGAAAAGAAUGAACAGAACCCAUCUCAGUUUGAGGCUGCACAAGUGAGAUCUAAAUACGAUGCUCAGCCAGUGCACAAAGCCAUGUCUGCUCAUGAAGGGACAGUCCAGACUGUGGUGAUAUUUAAUCCACUAGAGCAGACAAGACAUGAAGUUGUGAUGGUAAUUGUUGACAGACCUGAGGUGACAAUCUUGGACUCAAAUUGGACAUGUGUGAGAAGCCAGAUAUCUCCAGAGAUGCAACAACACUACAGCAGCAAGGAGGAUGAAACAUUAUUCUCUGUAGACAUCGUGUAUACUGGAAAGCUUCGGUCCCCCCAUUAGGGUUGCAAACUUAUUAUGUCGCUAAUGGGUUUGCCGGUUGUGAAAAGGCCACACCAGCAGAGGUCAAAUGGUUCGUGCCUUCUUCCAAUAUUUCUUGUCCCAAACCAUAUACUUGCUCAAGAAUGGAGGGUGAAGAAGCAAUAAUCAGUACUCGGCAUCAGACGUUGACAUUUAGCAUGAAGGAUUGUUACAGAGAAUUAGUCAUACCAAUGGCCGCCAUAAUGGCAUUGCUUUGUUUGUAACUAGUAAAAGAAGUUGCUCUCUGGUUCAUGAAUCAUGACUCUUCGAUGACCACACAUUCAUUUAUUUUUUAAUAGACUGAGAUCGUUCAUGACAAUAUGUAUUCUGAUCCCUGGGAGCUCUGCCAAGCCUCACCACUUUAGGGCUACAAAUAACCCAGGUUCUGUUUCACCGGCUCCAUGGAGAUGCUCCGAAGAGUUCUUUUUGCAUCUAAUUAGAAACAGAGAUCCUCUGAAAAUAGAGUGAGUAGAGGGUAAUUUCCUCUUCUGCCCAAAAUACAAUUAGCUGCUACUAGUGGAUGUCACAAGGUUCUGGUCAACUUCUCUAUUCCCUUUUUAAAAGGAAGACCCAGUGUGCAUGUUGUAGAGGUUUCCAAAUAUAUGGUCUUCGCGAUUAGUACGCCAAUUGCUACGUUGGAAUCCUGAGGAUCGACCGAGUGUACAUGAAAGGUUUGAGUUAAUUUGCAUCCUUUGUGUAUACGGCGGCCUAUUUGCUAUGGUUCAACAAAUAAAUGUCGACUGUUCGAUGAUUGUAAUAAAGAGAUGAGGAACUGUUGACUUGCUCAAAGAAGUGAAUACCUGAAAUGAUUGAACACAAUGCAACUGAGAAUCUUUGUAUGGCAAUGAUCUUUACAUUGGUCACAUCAGCAAAAGAGUGGUUAUCUGAACUAUUUUCCAAGGAUGCCAAUGAUGAAAAUGCUGGAGAAGCUGAAGUUGCGAAAGAUGAGAUGAUUGUGCCUCAUGGAGAACCAAUGACCAUUGAAAUAUUCUUGGCAUGGAGGGAAAGAUUUGAGGCAGAACAGGCCCUCGAAAGAGCCAAGUAAAUAGAAAAUGCUUGUGUGGCUCACUCAUAAGCCUUGCAACCAAAUCAAGAAAAUUCAUAUGUAUGUUAUGGACCCCUAUGAGUCAUCACUGGUCCUUAUCAUACAGUUUUAAAAACUCGCUUCAAAUGCAGUUAGCAAUUACUCCUAGUACAUUAUGAUGAUGGUACACAAAUAUUUGUCAGAGGAUGAAGUUUCCAUUAAAGUUGUAAAGAACAAGGUGAAUAGGAGGGCAAUAAAUAUUUUGCCAUAGAGUACACUAAUCGUUUAUUAUUUCGUAGUUUAUUGGAUUUCAAUCUUAAGCUUCUAAUUUGUUCCUAUCAAGAUGGCCAUCAUGAAAGUAGCAUGCAUUAUAUUGUAAUUUGUAACAAGACUAUAAUACUGAAGCGAAGAACAUAUAAAGCUAACCCUUUUGUUCAUAUGCAUGGAUGUAAAAGUUGCUUGCAUUCACGUUUGCUUGUGUGUGUGAGUGACGAUUGUGGAAGUCAUGAUAAAUAAAAAAAAUAUACAGCUUAAUGCCAGAUUCAGCACUUUCAGCACCCAAAGAGCAUCUGCGAAGGGCGCAACGGCUGUCACUGCUGAAGAGUCUGAUGAAGGCGAAGAGGAUAUUGAUUUUGAUGAUGAAGACUUUGAAGUGGAUGAGGAUGACAUGCUCGAGCAUUAUCUUGCUGAGAAAACAAUAUCACCCUCCAAUUCGUAAUUUGUAAUUGUUGACCAGUUAUCAUGUAUUGCUCGAAAAAACUAUCCAAUUCUUUUGAGGCUAAUUCACACUACUUUGCAAUCAUAGAACAGAUAACAGAGGGUAAUUUAUGGCUUAAUGAAACUUGCGGUGUUGUUCCAAAAAAUUCGUGGGUGAUUGAUCUUUUCGGAUACUCUCCAACAAUGGCAUACCUUUUUCGUCGUAUGGGUUUCGAGAAUAUGCUCAUACAGAGGACACAUUAUGAAUUGAAGAAGGAACUGGCUUUGUAUAGAAAUUUAGAAUUCGUAUGGCGGCAGAGCUGGGAUGCUGAAGAAACAACUGACAUGUUUGCUCAUAUGAUGCCCUUUUAUUCAUAUGAUAUUCCACAUACUUGUGGGCCUGAGCCUGCAAUAUGCUUUCAAUUUGACUUUGCUAGAACCUAUGGCUUUACGUAUGAGCGCUGCCCUUGGGGAGAAUAUCCACAGGAGACCACACCAGAAAAUGUUAAAGAAAGAGCACUAAAGCUGCUGGAUCAAUACAGAAAGAAAUCAACACUAUAUCGCACAAAUACUCUUCUUAUUCCCCUCGGAGAUGAUUUCUGCUAUGUCACUGUUGAUGAGGCUGAAGCUCAGUUCAGGAAUUAUCAGCUUCUGCUUGAUUAUAUCAAUUCUGAUCCGGACUUGAUUGCAGAAGCAAAAUUUGGUACCUUGGAAGAUUAUUUCCGGACUCUUCGUGAAGAGGCUGAUAGGGUAAAUUACUCCCGUCCAAAUGAGAUUGGUUCUAUUGAGAUUGGUGGGUUUCCUUCUCUUUCAGGCGAUUUCUUCACAUAUGCUGACAGACAGCAAGAUUACUGGAGUGGUUAUUAUGUUUCUCGGCCUUUCUUCAAGGCUGUUGAUCGUGUGUUGGAGCAAACCCUCCGCGGUGCUGAUAUGAUGAUGGCUUUCCUAUUAGGUCAUUGUCAGAAACCACAAUGUGAGCGGUUACUUACCGGAUUUUCCUAUAAGUUAGCAGCGGCUAGGAGGAACCUAGCGCUGUUCCAACGUCAUGAUGGGGUUACUGGUACAGCUAAGGACCACGUAGUUAAUGAUUAUGGGGUGAGAAUGCACAUAGCUUUGCAAGAUCUUCAAAUUUUCAUGUCAAAGGCCGUAGAGGUGUUGCUUGGGAUUCGCCAUGAAAAGAAUGAACAGAACCCAUCUCAGUUUGAGGCUGCACAAGUGAGAUCUAAAUACGAUGCUCAGCCAGUGCACAAAGCCAUGUCUGCUCAUGAAGGGACAGUCCAGACUGUGGUGAUAUUUAAUCCACUAGAGCAGACAAGACAUGAAGUUGUGAUGGUAAUUGUUGACAGACCUGAGGUGACAAUCUUGGACUCAAAUUGGACAUGUGUGAGAAGCCAGAUAUCUCCAGAGAUGCAACAACACUACAGCAGCAAGGAGGAUGAAACAUUAUUCUCUGUAGACAUCGUGUAUACUGGAAAGCUUCGGUCCCCCCCAUUAGGGUUGCAAACUUAUUAUGUCGCUAAUGGGUUUGCCGGUUGUGAAAAGGCCACACCAGCAGAGGUCAAAUGGUUCGUGCCUUCUUCCAAUAUUUCUUGUCCCAAACCAUAUACUUGCUCAAGAAUGGAGGGUGAAGAAGCAAUAAUCAGUACUCGGCAUCAGACGUUGACAUUUAGCAUGAAGGAUUGUUACAGAGAAUUAGUCAUACCAAUGGCCGCCAUAAUGGCAUUGCUUUGUUUGUAACUAGUAAAAGAAGUUGCUCUCUGGUUCAUGAAUCAUGACUCUUCGAUGACCACACAUUCAUUUAUUUUUUAAUAGACUGAGAUCGUUCAUGACAAUAUGUAUUCUGAUCCCUGGGAGCUCUGCCAAGCCUCACCACUUUAGGGCUACAAAUAACCCAGGUUCUGUUUCACCGGCUCCAUGGAGAUGCUCCGAAGAGUUCUUUUUGCAUCUAAUUAGAAACAGAGAUCCUCUGAAAAUAGAGUGAGUAGAGGGUAAUUUCCUCUUCUGCCCAAAAUACAAUUAGCUGCUACUAGUGGAUGUCACAAGGUUCUGGUCAACUUCUCUAUUCCCUUUUUAAAAGGAAGACCCAGUGUGCAUGUUGUAGAGGUUUCCAAAUAUAUGGUCUUCGCGAUUAGUACGCCAAUUGCUACGUUGGAAUCCUGAGGAUUGACCGAGUGUACAUGAAAGGUUUGAGUUAAUUUGCAUCCUUUGUGUAUACGGCGGCCUAUUUGCUAUGGUUCAACAAAUAAAUGUCGACUGUUCGAUGAUUGUAAUAAAGAGAUGAGGAACUGUUGACUUGCUCAAAGAAGUGAAUACCUGAAAUGAUUGAACACAAUGUAAGUAGCAGAAAAACUGCAUCCUACAAAUGUGAUUUGACUGUAUCUUGCUUUGACAAUGUACCCCACCCCUUGUGAAACAUGUUAACUCUUGAAGUUUACUAAACUAAACUUCAGAAUAAUAAUGAUCAAACUUCACUUACUAAUCAAAACUUUGAAAUAUUAAUAUUAUCAUAGUCAUUAUAACUACUUAAUUAUUCCUACUACUGCUGUCGGUAGACUCGGUACUAUCCAGAAUUGUUGAUGCUAAUCCGUGUCAUUACUCUUGACGAUGCUAAUCAAGUAUUACUCCUGUUCGCUGUUUAUCUCCACAUAUGACUUUUCAUAGUAAUCUUGAAAACGAAAAUGUGUCGAGAUUUUUCAUUGAAAUGAAACAAAAAUGUGAGCCUCACAGUUCUUUCAGUAUAAAAAGAUAAUUUAGGGACCAAAAGGAAGUCUGAAAUCGGCAACUUGGCAAAUAAGCAUUAUAUUUUUUUAUGAACAUAAGAGUUUGCAAGUUAUUACGUAUUCUGAAUUCACUCAGGGAAAAAUUGUUUUCCUGGGGGGGGGGAGAUUAAAAGGGAAACCGGGAAGAAGAAGAAGAAGAAAGGGGAAACGGGUAAAGGGAGAGAGUAGAAGGAAGGAACGGGAAAGAAUAGAAACUUAAGAAAAUAGAAAAAUAAGUUGUAUAUCCAGUUAUAUAAUUAAAGCACCAGUUAUUUUAAUUCUUCUGCCUCCAGAUAUAUUUGAAACUUGAAAUCUAGUCUUGCCACAAGGGUUUUAUUAUUCUCCAACUUCGUUUCCUGAACUUCUUCUUUUAUGGUCAUUUGCUUUGAAGACAAGGAUCGUGGGAGAUGCUUGGAAGAAUAUCCAAGUUCUUUUUUGCUCAGGUUUGAAUUAGAUUAUAAGAUGCCCUUCUGUCAUCUGUCAGGCACCCUUUUUAAAUUAGAAAUUACUCUGUCAGUCAUUUUUACCUUAACCAUCAAUGGAACAAAGCUGAUUACGAGUACAAUUCUGAAGUAUGUUAAUUUCACUUCAUCUACUAUUGAGUUUCUUCUUUCUGACUGUUUAUUGGUCUAUCUUCCCUUUCCCUGUAACAUCCUUCGUGGCUGGUGUGUAUAUUAUGAAGUAUGUUGAGAUAUAUAAUAGCCUCUCAGAGUCACAGGUAUAUGUUACUCCUGUUCGCUAUGUAUCUCCACAUAUGACUUUUCAUAGACAUCUUGAAAACGAAAAUGUGUCGAGAUUUUUCAUAGAAAUUAAACAAAAAUGCAAUUCUUUCAAUGAAAAGAGAUAAUUUAGGGACCACAAGGAAGUGUGAAAUCGGCAACUCGGCAAAUAAGCAUUACUGUAUAUUUUUUUAUGAAUGUAGAAGCUAGCCAGUUAUUUUAUAUUUUGAAUUCAUUCAUAUUACUGGUGAAUGUGGCUUAGUUGUUUUCCAUACACAUUACACAUACUUCUUGGGAAACACAAAGUUAUAAUAUCUUCUCGCUUCCCUUUCCAAACAGAAAAAGGAAAAAAGAGUGAGGUGAACAAGAUAUUUUAUGAACUUCCUCCCACCUCUAAUCUAUGUGGCUGAUCUGUAAGCAUCUACAAUGUUGGAGUGUUGGGCUUGUGAUGCUGGAACUAAUAUUAGGAUCACCAAAUGUGUAGGGACCACAAGGAAUUGUGAAAUCGGCAACUCGGCAAAUAAGCAUUGCUGUAUAUUUUUUUAUGAAUGUAGAAGCUAGCAAGUUAUUUUAUAUUUUGAAUUCAUUCAUAUUACUGGUGAAUGUGGCUUAGUUGUUUUCCAUACACAUUACACAUACUUCUUGGGAAACACAAAGUUAUAAUAUCUUCUCGCUUCCCUUUCCAAACAGAAAAAGGAAAAAAGAGUGAGGUGAACAAGAUAUUUUAUGAACUUCCUCCCACCUCUAAUCUAUGUGGCUGAUCUGUAAGCAUCUACAAUGUUGGAGUGUUGGGCUUGUGAUGCUGGAACUAAUAUUAGGAUCACCAAAUGUGUUCCGGAUAAGUUUUAGGACACAUGCUCAUUUGGAUCAGCACCUAGAAGGGUGGAAUGAAAGCUUAAAGGAGCUUGCAUUCAAGCAAGUUCUGAAUACAAGCACCAACAACAAAGGAUUUGGUACAUAAACCCUUGAGAUGAUCUUUCAACGUUAUGAUGUCCUCUAUUAAUAUCUUCAGUUCCUACUCUAUGAAAUGUACCAAGUGUGCUCUUGGAACCAUAAUGUCUUUUUACACCCUUCUAUUCAUGUCAUUUUUAGUCUACCGUGGGGCCUUUUAAAUCGCUGGCAAUCCAGGACUCCACUCUGCGUAAUAGGGAUUUAGGGCACUACCUACUCGUUGACAAUCACACCCUCCUUCUCACCGAUCUCCUUCCUCCUUGUCGAUCAACGAAGCCCCGCAACCCUUGACGAAAACAAACAAACAAACACUGCCAUUCUUCGUCCUCGACGAAAACGGGAAAAAAGCUCCAGCGGCGUGAUGCCCUAGAGAGAAAACUCGCAGACCGCUAUUCAUUUAAUUUGUUGAAUAACGGGCUCAACACAUUGUGUUACACAAUAUACCUGUUUUUGACAAGUGGAGGAUGAAAGCUGAUCCCAAUACCCAUAGUCGUUAAAGCCGGGGUGCAUAUUUGAGUUCCACUUCUACACGUUGAUUAACAUCUCUUGAUGUAUUUACUAAUAAACAAGUGAAAUUCUGCUUUUAUUUUUAUUUGAAAUAAUUACAU